Messenger RNA from Heterotrigona itama, 987 nucleotides. NCBI's taxonomy places the organism in Eukaryota, Metazoa, Arthropoda, Insecta, Hymenoptera, Apidae. The record is from the annotation of a GenBank genome assembly.
AUGAUCUUGGUCAAAACUACAGAUCACUGUGAUUCGUUGGAGAAAUUCCGGUCGAUGGACUCCGUCGGUAUGAACGCCGUCGAUAGAUCGAAAUUAGAGGGACGCAGGGAAAACAAUCAAAUAAUCGGCUCUUACUUGGAGAUCGAGGACAUAACGCUGGAAGAUUACGGGGAGUACAAGUGCGAAGUCAGCAACGGCGUGGACGAGGAGAUCACGUUACCGGCUCACGUUUAUCGGCAGGAGCCACAGUUCGCGCUUGGUCUACAAAACGGAUCCUGGCGGAGAUCGUUCCUGGUGGGCGUGUUGGUGCUUGUUCUGCUGAUCUCGGCCGGGGCGUUCUACGCGCGCUGCUGGCUACCUCUGGUGCUGCUCUGCCGCGACAAAUUCGCCCCCCUCGAGGAGAACGAUGGAAAGGAAUGCGACGCCCUGGUGUGCUACCACGAGAAGGACUCGAGCCUGGUCAUCGGUAUAAUGAUCCCGACGCUGGAGUCGAGGCAUCGGUACAAGUGCACGGCGUUGGAGCUCUCCCAGCUGAAUCAGAAUUGGGGCGUGGAGAUCGGGCCGCACGCUGUUUCCAGUCGAAGAGUCAUCGUGAUCCUGAGCCCGGCGUCCUUGGGAAACGUUUGGAACGAAACGAGCGUGGGAACCGUCCUGAAUCAACUGUCGUCGUUGACCGUGCCAACCAUAGUGAUCGCCACCAAGGAUCUGUCCAACACGAGCACGAUCGCGAAACGAUCGAAUCGGGGAUGCAACGACAGCAGCGAGUUCUCCCUCGAUCGUUUGAAGAUCUUGCACUGGGACGAGAAUGCCGGCACGUUGAGCUCCGGCAGCCAGAAAUUCUGGUACAAGCUGCGGCUCGCGAUGCCGCCCGUUCGACCAAUCAGCUCCGAGAGCGGUUGCCAGUCGGUCGCCAUGAUCGUUCAGGCGAACGGAAAGUGCGGACAGCAGAAGGCUCGAUCGCGCGAAAGUCUGGAAGUUCUCGUUUAA